Molecule: messenger RNA, 1440 nt
Organism: Scylla paramamosain (green mud crab)
Lineage: Eukaryota; Metazoa; Arthropoda; Malacostraca; Decapoda; Portunidae
Exons: 3
Coding region: 108-1202 (364 amino acids)
Source: RefSeq, a predicted model, not a curated record
AGUCUUAUCUUCCUCUAUUCUUCCUGGAACUUCGGUGAAGGGCAGACGGGCGCUGCUCUGGUUCCAGCUUGCUGCGUGACGAGGCUGUGGCCACUGGCAACGACAAGAUGCAGCCAUAUACGGUGGUGCAAUUCUUGGUGGCUCUUCUCUUGUCCUCUGGUAGUACAUGGGGCAACAAGACUCAGGGAGCACUAUUGAAGCCCCUUAACGAAAAGACGACGUCUCCACCUCGCCUUCCCCUAAACACCGUCUCCAGGCCUGCAGAGGGGAUGGGAAGGCCUCUGCUGCGCCCUCACAAUGCCACCUCACGAUCCAGCCCGUCCCCAAUCAUUCUGCCAGACGGCAGCGGAAGUUACACGUCUGGAAGCGGUUCCGCAGGAAGCAUCAGUAGCAGCAGCACUAACAGUAACAGCGGUAUGCUUAGUAUUUAUAAUAAUAAUCAAGUCGAGUCGCAGGCUACAAAAAGACCGUUGAAUGGAGGAAACACAAGACCUUCCAGACCCGCCAGCUCGUCUCUCAAACCUGUCAACUCUCCUUCCAGAACAACAAAACCUCCUUCUAAGACUGCUAAACCUCCUUCCAGACCCUCCAAUUUUUCCCUCAAGCCUGUAAACUCACCUAAACCCGCCAUCUCGCCUUCUAGUCCCACUCGUUUACCCUCCAAAUCAGUAACCGCAUCUUCCAGACCUUCUAAUUCCCCUUCCUGGCCAGAAAACACACCUCACAAACAAUCAAGUGCCUCCAGCUCGCCGUCCAAACCAGGAAACGUACCAUACAAACCUUCCAGACCCCCCAACUCCUCUCCAAAGCCAGCAAAUAAACCUUACAAGCCCUUCAGACCUUCUAAUUCGCCUUCACAGUCCUCCAGGCCCGCCAGCCGCCCAUCACGCCCGGCUGGCCCAACUUUCGGAUCGGCUAGCCAACCCAAUCGCCAGGGCACUUCUUCAUCCCGCCUCCCUCCUGGCCUCGCUCCCCCUUUCCUGCAGACCGUAGCGACUCCUGCUCCUGUAACCUCCCCGGCUAAGGCCAUCACUGUGAACCUUAAUUUGGGUGGGUUCGGUCUUGGCGGCAGUAAAGACAAGACCUCCACGGCGCACCAACCCACAGACCACAAGGACCAAAGUGUUGCUACGGUGAACGGACGUACCAGUCCUGUCCUCCUGUUCCUCUUGUCGACGACGGUUGUGAUGGCCUUCUGUUGAUAAUGAUUUUAAUAAACCCGCUUUUAUAGUCUGGUACUUCUCCUGUCAGUGCUGCCCGACAAACCACUACCAUGUACUGUACCUGUGUGUGUGUGUGUGUGUGUGUGUGUGUCUGUGUUGAAUACGUGGGGCCGGAAUGGCAAAGUGUUCUUGUACCCAUGUGGCAGAUGCAUGAUAGUCGUUCAUGUAUGCUUACUUUCAUGUUUGUAAUUGCCUAUAAAAUUGUGAACUUUUUGUA